GCUCCCGAUCACCAGCCAGCCGUCAACCAUGGUGCAUUGGACCGAUGAAGAGAAGCAGAUGAUCUGCAGCAUGUGGGGCAAAGUGGAUGUGGCAGAAACUGGAGCCCAAGCCCUCAGCACAUUGCUGGUGGUGUACCCCUGGACCCAGAGGUUCUUUGCCCACUUUGGGAACCUCUCUGGCGCCACCGCCAUCUGCGGCAACCCCAAGGUGCGCAACCAUGGCAAGAAGGUGCUGACCUCCUUUGGAGAUGCCAUCAAGAACCUGGACAACAUCAAGAAGACCUUUGCCAACCUGAGCGAACUCCACUGCGACAAGCUGCACGUCGACCCCGAGAACUUCAAGCUUCUGGGGGACGUCCUCAUAAUCGUCCUGGCGUCCCACUUUGGCAAGGACUUCACCCCUGCCUACCACGCUGCCUUCCACAAGCUGGUCCGCGUGGUGGCCCAUGCCCUGGCUCUCCGCUACCACUAAUCACCUG
Molecule: messenger RNA, 479 nt
Organism: Euleptes europaea (tarantolino)
Lineage: Eukaryota; Metazoa; Chordata; Lepidosauria; Squamata; Sphaerodactylidae
Product: hemoglobin subunit beta-2-like
Exons: 3
Coding region: 29-472 (147 amino acids)
Biological process (GO): hydrogen peroxide catabolic process; oxygen transport
Cellular component (GO): blood microparticle; haptoglobin-hemoglobin complex; hemoglobin complex
Molecular function (GO): oxygen binding; haptoglobin binding; heme binding
Source: RefSeq, a predicted model, not a curated record